UGCCUUCCUUGGGGGGGCAUCCUUGACCCCCCCCCCCCCGCCACACACACAGGCCGUGACAGCCACAGAGAGGGGAAGAGAAAACAGGGACCGUGACACACAGAGAAGGAAGAACAGACAGAGGCCCAGCAGGAGACCCCCACAAGCCCGAGGAGGACAGCCCGGGGAUGCAGAGCGCAUGCUGGCCCCAGUGGAGGGAACAGAUCUCCCCGGAGCCGGGAGGCAAGCCUGGGGCUCCCCUGCCCUGUCCCUGCCGGUAGCCCCCCCGGCCGUCUCCCCGCCAUCUGUCCCGCUGCCGUCUCACCAGGUGGGAGCCAUGUUCCUGAGCCCGGGCGAGGGACCGGCGGCCGAGGGUGGGAGUCUGGGGCCGGGCGAGGAGGCCCCCAAGAAGAAGCACCGGAGGAACCGCACCACCUUCACCACCUACCAGCUGCACCAGUUGGAGCGGGCGUUCGAGGCCUCCCACUACCCGGAUGUCUACAGCCGUGAGGAGCUGGCGGCCAAGGUGCACCUACCUGAGGUGCGCGUGCAGGUGUGGUUCCAGAACCGCCGGGCCAAGUGGCGCCGCCAGGAGCGGCUGGAGUCAGGCUCGGGUGCCGUGGCAGCCCCGAGACUUCCCGAGGCCCCAGCGCUGCCCUUCGCCCGCCCCCCGGCCAUGUCGCUGCCCCUGGAGCCCUGGUUGGGCCCUGGACCGCCGGCCGUGCCAGGCCUCCCCCGCCUCCUGGGCCCGGGCCCGGGGCUGCAAGCGUCCUUCGGGCCUCAUGCCUUUGCUCCCACCUUCACAGAUGGCUUCGCCCUGGAGGAGGCGUCCCUGAGGCUGCUGGCCAAGGAACACGCACAGGCUCUGGACAGGGCCUGGCCGCCGGCCUGAGCCUGCUGCCCUCCUGGGCCCCCUCCUCGGUUCAGCCUGAGAGCUGGAGACGUGCCCUGGUGACAGCCACCACGCCUUGGCCUAGGCUGAAGUCACGGAGCAACCGUGGUCAGGCCAGGCCACCACCACUGGGGAGCGGGACCAGAGAUAGGCUGCUGGGUCCCCCACCCCCAUCCUGUCCCCCACCCCAUCGCCACCCAUCCUGCUGGCAGCGGACCGGCCCCCAGUGUCAGGCAGGAGGUGACCCAAGUAUUCCUAGGCCGGGGACGGGGACCCUCCUCCCCUCCUGGGGCCUCAGUCUCCCGUGUGUUAAUGGGGCAUGGGGGCCUCUGAGGUUCCCGGGCUGUGAGGCUGUGAGUGGCGGGGCCGCUGACUGUGUAAGAUGAGUGUACAUCUCUCUGCCACUCCCACUCCCCAUCAGCAGAGCUGCCCGCUCUCCAGGCUCCCGGUCCCCCCGAAAUGACAAUAAUGGCAACUCCCGCGAGCCUGGUCUCCUUUCACGGUACACCCACCACGUGAGCGCUCCCCUCUCUGUUGCGCCCUGGACCUUGGGCACAGCCGUCAGCCCAUUCUACAGAGAGGGAAACGGGGGCUCAGGCAGGAAGCCAGGUCCCCAAGGUCGCACGGCUAGGAGUGGGUGAAGCUGCCUUUCAGGCCCAUCACGGCCCCCCCAUCUGAGGCAUGGCAGCGGUUCUGGAGGGAGGGUGGAACCUUGUGUGGAGGCGGGCUGGUGCUGGCUGUGUCGUCGUCAGCCCCUGUUCCUCGCGUCCCCACAGACCCCAGGCCCCGUGCAUGUCCCCCAGCCCCCGUGCAUGUCCCCCAGCCCUGCAGAGGCACGGCCGGCAUCUGCUCUGUCCAACCCAGUUGCAUUGCCCAAGAGCUCUGAGCAAGGAGGCUGUCUCGGGGCCGAGAACCCGCUGUGACUGGCAAGCAUGGCUGGCCCAGUGCAGCAGGAGGGGCCCUGAGCCAUGGGAUGGGAGAGUCUUGGCCAGGGCCACCCCCUGAGACAGAAGUGCGGCACCAGGGCAGGAGCUGCAGUAGCUACCCUCCUCGUCUCCAGCCUGGGCUCCCCAGAUCACUCCCAGGUCACCGGGGCACCCCACCUCCAGGCGGCACCUCACAAGUCCUGUGGCCCAACGCCCAGCCACUGUCACUGUGCACCAGGCACUGGGGACACGGCAGUAAGCACAAGAAAGGUUUUUUUUUUCUUUUUAACCUAAACCAGGCCAGGUGUGGUGGCUCAUGUCUGUACUCCCAGUGCUUUGGGAUGCUGAGGUGGGAGGAUUGCUUGAGACCAGCCUGGGUGACAUAGCAAGACCCAGUCUCCACAGACAUUUUUAAAACGUGCCAGGUGUAGUGGUGCACACUUGUCAUCCCAGCAACCCGAGAAGCUGAGGCAGGAGGAUGGCUUGAGCCCAGAAGGUCGAGGCUGCAGGGAGCUGUGAUCGCACCACUGCAUUCCAGCCUGUGCAACAGAGCCAGACCCCGACUCAAAACAAAUAAAUAAAAAACAAACCUAAA
Messenger RNA from Chlorocebus sabaeus (green monkey), 2392 nucleotides. It is a transcript of the gene RAX2, whose product is annotated as retina and anterior neural fold homeobox 2. Gene Ontology annotation, biological process: positive regulation of transcription by RNA polymerase II. Lineage: Eukaryota; Metazoa; Chordata; Mammalia; Primates; Cercopithecidae. The record is from RefSeq and is a predicted model, not a curated record. Gene Ontology annotation, molecular function: RNA polymerase II cis-regulatory region sequence-specific DNA binding; DNA-binding transcription factor activity, RNA polymerase II-specific.